UGAGACCAGCGAGCUAGUUCUGCGCCGGCCGGCACGCUUGAUGCACGCGUGUGGGACGUUCGCGUCCAACUUCUUCGUGAAUCUACGAGUAUAAAAACUUGUUUUUAAAUACAUUAUAACUGAAAGUUAUUGAACUGUAUUUUAGUUAGUGACGUUAAACAUUUUGCGACUAAUUAAAGUGAUUAUACUGUCAUUGAAUUGUGUGUUGUUUAUUUUUUCUGUGAAACUGCAACGUGUUUGGUUCAACGGACUACGGAGGAGAGACCGAAAUGUCAUCGCAUUAAGGAGUUGACUUUUACGUACUUUUGGUGGUUUAGUGUUGUGUUUAAGAACUAUGUAUGAGGUGAAUAGUCGGACUAUGGGUGCCUUAGCCGUGGUCGUUAGAUGGGCGAUCCUACUCCUCAUCGGAGUGAGUUGGCAUGUCAACUCGCAAACAGUGCAACAGACUACAGAAGUAGACAAUUCGUAUAACUUUUACUAUGAACAGCCAUGUUGUUCUGGGACCGUUUCCAAGAGUAAAUACCACAUGCGACACAGGCGAGACCAUGUUCGCGAAUUCUCGUGUGGCACGCUGUACUACCGAACCUUCUUCGUGGACUCCAAAAGGGAUGCCCUCUAUGUGGGCGCUAUGGACCGGUUGUAUCGGCUGAAUAUGAAUAACAUCAGCGCAUCACACUGCGAAAGAGAUUCAAUAAAUUUGGAGCCCAGCAACGUGGCACAAUGCGUAUCUAAAGGGAAAUCGGAGCACUUCGACUGUCGGAACCACGUUCGAGUAAUCCAACCAAUGGGUGAUGGAUCUCGCCUCUAUGUCUGCGGGACCAACGCACAUAGCCCGAAGGAUUGGGUCUUAUAUUCCAACUUGACGCACCUGCCGCGUCAUGAGUACGUGCCAGGCAUCGGCAUGGGCGUCGCCAAGUGUCCCUACGACCCUGCUGACAACUCCACGGCCCUGUGGGUGGAGAGAGGCAACCCUGGAAGCUUACCUGCCCUCUACUCCGGCACUAAUGCGGAGUUCACCAAAGCGGACACCGUCAUCUUCAGAACUGAUCUCCAUAACUUGACGACGGGGCGACGCGAGUUUGCCUUCAAGAGGACCCUGAAAUAUGACUCCAAGUGGCUUGACAAGCCAAACUUCGUGGGGUCGUUCGACGUUGGGGACUAUGUGCUGUUCUUCUUCCGUGAAACUGCUGUGGAGUAUAUCAACUGCGGGAAAGCGGUGUACUCGAGAGUAGCGCGAGUUUGCAAGAGGGAUACCGGCGGCAAGAACAUACUCAGUCAAAACUGGGCCACAUACUUGAAAGCAAGACUGAACUGCAGCAUACCUGGAGAGUUUCCCUUCUACUUCAAUGAAAUACAGAGCAUCUACAAAGUGCCUGGAGACGACAGUCGCUUCUACGGCGUGUUCACGACAGCAUCCACCGGUCUCAUGGGCUCUGCCAUCUGCACGUUCACUAUAGGCGACAUACAGAAGGCUUUCGAAGGGAAAUUCAAGGAGCAAGCGUCUUCAAGCUCUGCGUGGUUACCGGUGAUCAGCAGUAAAGUGCCCGAACCGAGGCCUGGGACGUGUGUCAAUGAUACCUCGUCUUUGCCUGAUACGGUACUCAAUUUUAUAAGAUCUCACCCACUAAUGGACAGCGCGGUGUCCCACGAGAACGAAAAGCCGAUAUACUAUAAACGAGACCUGUUCUUCACGAGACUCGUGGUGGACAAAGUCAAGGUCGACAUGAUGGGGCAUCAGCUGGAGUACACUGUCUACUAUGCUGGAACCAAUGAGGGCAAGAUUCACAAGAUAGUGCAAUGGAACCGCAACGGUGACAGCCAGUCGGCGUUGUUGGAUAUCUUUGAUGUAACACCGGGUGAACCGAUACAGGCGAUGGCCAUAUCCCGAAUGCACGGUUCUCUCUACGCGGCCUCCGACAGGCGAGUACUACAACUCCGACUGGCGUUAUGCGCUCGUCGCUACGACGCAUGCGUCAGAUGCGCACGCGAUCCCUACUGCGGCUGGGACAGGGACGCCGGCGUCUGCAGGGAGUAUAUGCCGGGAUUAAUACAAGACGUAGCCAAUGAAACCGCUGACAUUUGCGAUUCGUCCAUCGCUCGUAAAAGCGUGUCAGCGACAUGGGGUCAAAGCCUUCACCUCGGCAGCUUCGUCAAGAUGCCCGAAGUGCUGCAGCCGAGAGCAGUCACGUGGUACCACUACUCCAGAGAGAAGGGACGACAUCCGAUCACGUUCAAUAAACCAGAGAAGUACAUUGAGACAUCGGAACAUGGUUUGCUGAUUAUUUCAGUAAAUGAGGCCGAUGCUGGGAGAUAUGAUUGUUGGCUAGGAGGAUCCUUGCUAUGCUCCUACAACAUCACUGUUGAUACGCACAGGUGCUCUCCUCCUGAGAAGAGUAAUGAGUACCAGAAAAUAUAUUCGAAUUGGUGUCAUGAAUUCGAAAAAUAUAAAACUGCAAUGAAAACUUGGGAAAGAAAGCAAGAGCAAUGCUCAAGACAAAAUGACUCAAAUCAGAACACACAUCCAAACGAAAUAGUGUGAUAGCUUCUGAACAUCGCCUAUCUCAUGUUUCAGUCCGUUAAUUAUUAUGCUGGAGCAAUACCGAUACCUUACGUGUCGGCCGGCCUGAAGUACUUCAAUAUAUUCUCGUGAGGAAAUCCGUCAAUAUCAUCCGCUCCAUUACGAUCUCAUAGUGACUCCAUAGUUGUGUACCUUGAGCUCAAGACUUAGUGCAUUCGACCGAAUGUGACUCCCUCUAGCUUUUGUAAAGACGUAUUGAAAGUGUAGUGAAUCUGACUCGUAGUAAUAACAGUGCGUUCCAAACUCUCGGCGGAACAUGAAUAGGUGAUUAUUGGACACUCGAAAUUUUUACGAACACUUUUAUUAUUGAAAAAUAAAUGGAAGGAUAUAAAGAGCGUUGUGCGUUGCUUUGUUGGUAAAUGGAAUGUAAAAUAUUUAGUAAUUGAAAUUAUAAGUACGCUUUGUUCGUUGGCUAAGUGAUAGAACAAUUGUUAGAUUAUGGGAUGGUAUUACUUUGAAUGUUUGUCGAAGAUUUUAUUUAAAGAAGAAUGGCGAACUUGUAUGUAAACUGGGACCCAUUGAUAUAAGAUUCGUACAUAAUUGAAACUUAGUACUACUUGUAGAUCUAUACAAAACUAGCAAAAAAGCAAAUGGAUAAUGAGUUGCAAAAGUUGGAAGAAAAAAGUUAUGCAAGGUAGAAGAUUAUAACCUAAAAAUCUCAAAACGAAAAGAAUAUUUGUGAACUAGGAACUUGGCGACCUGGUUUAAACUAUAGAUGAACGAUGUCUUAAAGAUCGCCUUCACUGUUUGUUCAGCGUAGGCAUCCGAUAAAAGUGUGGGCAGCGCAGACGCCGCGACUACCUACGUUGUGCAGGCGUCGCGUUGUCACGGCAUCAGUGUAAGGGUGACAGAUCAACAUCGAGCUGUGCAGCUGAGCAGUUAAAAAAACAGCACAGUCCAGUGCUGUUUUUUUAACUCGGCCGUCUCUAAUAUUUUAAUGAGGAUACAAACAAACCAUGCUGUGCAGCGCUGUGCGAGGCAAGCUCUAUUUAGUUGACCAAACAUAGCACAGCCUAGCAAAGCUCGAUGUUGAUUUGUCACCCUUAACUCUUGAGGGUUAAUGCAUACGCAGCAUUAGCGCUGCAGGUGCCCGUCGCAUGCACCGCGUAACUGCAGUAAUGUACAAUUGUGCGACUUCUGCGCCGCAGCGGAGAAGUCGCACGAAUUUAUUGUAGUGUCGUUACGUUAGCGCAGCGUGCCGCAACAACGUAGCGCAGGCGUCACGUUGUAGCUCAGCAGCAGUGUGUGUAAAAACAUAUAGGUGUUAAACUAUUACAUAAAAACAUGUUUACUAAAUGAAACAAUAUACUCCUUAUUAAAUA
This is a messenger RNA of Helicoverpa armigera (cotton bollworm), 3900 nucleotides long. It is a transcript of the gene Sema2a, whose product is annotated as semaphorin-2A. Gene Ontology annotation, molecular function: semaphorin receptor binding; chemorepellent activity. Lineage: Eukaryota; Metazoa; Arthropoda; Insecta; Lepidoptera; Noctuidae. Gene Ontology annotation, biological process: neural crest cell migration; negative regulation of axon extension involved in axon guidance; negative chemotaxis. Bases 335 to 2539 code for a protein of 734 amino acids. The transcript is spliced from 16 exons. The record is from RefSeq and is a predicted model, not a curated record.